Messenger RNA from Oldenlandia corymbosa var. corymbosa, 1038 nucleotides. NCBI's taxonomy places the organism in Eukaryota, Viridiplantae, Streptophyta, Magnoliopsida, Gentianales, Rubiaceae. The record is from the annotation of a GenBank genome assembly.
AUAGAAUAGCUUUGUAUCAUUAAUAAUGUGGGAGGGUAGACCAGUUUUCCUAUUAAACAAACUCAAGUUGAUUCAAAUUAGGAGAAAAAUACGAAUCUAGCUAUGUCAACUUCGUUUUUUUCAGAUUACAAUCAGAUAAGCCAGCCAAUGAGAUACCCUAACUCAAAUCUCUAACAAGCAACAAUGCUACCAUCUUAUUAUAACCCCUUUAUCUUCCUACCACUUUAAUGGUAUUUUUGGUAGCAAUUUUAGCCGCAGAUUUGAUAGCUUAGGAGGAAGAAGAUGGACUCCCCAUCCUCAUCAUCAUCGGAGAAAACAAAUCAACACAAUGAAGAAGCCGAGAAGCAUUACAUCGGAGUUCGGAAGCGGCCAUGGGGGAAAUUUGCAGCUGAAAUAAGGGAUUCAACAAGAAAUGGAAUGAGGGUUUGGCUUGGAACAUUUGAUAGUGCUGAAGAAGCUGCCAUGGCUUAUGACCAAGCCGCCUUGUCGAUGCGCGGCUCGUUGGCAGCCCUUAAUUUUCCGGCGGAAAGGGUUCAUGAAUCCCUUCAAGGAAUGAUGAUUAAUCAUAGCUCGGAGGAAGGCGGCUUAUCUCCGGCCGCCGCGCUAAAGCAAGCUCACAAGAUGAGAAAUAAGUCCAAACGACGAAACAAAAAGAAACAACAAUCUGUAAAGGUAGAAGAAGAAGCUGAUGAGGAUGAUGUUGUGGUGUUUGAAGAUUUGGGACCUGAAUUGUUGGAUGAGCUUUUGUCUGAAUCUACCAGUCCUUGAUUUUGUAAGUGUAAAUAAGAAUCUCAUUUACUUUUGCUCCCUUCCCCUCCACAUAGAAUCACAAAAUUGUUCGUCACUUUUUCUUCAUUACUUCCCAGUGUGUAUGCCAUCCAAAUCUCAACAAAAUUUAAUUAUGUGAGUCCGAAAUGCCUUUCACAUUAUGUUAUUAAUUAGCUUUCCUUAAUUUUUUGUGUGUGUGUAUAUUCUCAUUUCACGGGCAAGAUAAAGUUAGGAACUAUCAUUUUCACUAAUUUAAUUUGUGUUACGUUA